Gongylonema pulchrum is the source of this 135-nucleotide messenger RNA. NCBI's taxonomy places the organism in Eukaryota, Metazoa, Nematoda, Chromadorea, Rhabditida, Gongylonematidae. The record is from the annotation of a GenBank genome assembly.
AGGUCAAUAUCGGGCGAGCUGUCGCUUGUGGUUGCUCCAUCAAGCAAACCGGAUGAUGUGCCGGCACCAUGUCAUGUGAAACAUUUUCGGGCUCUUUUUGAUUAUGACCCUGAGGUGAGUGUGCUUGUCAUAUAG